UUUGCGUCAAGAUUGAAAAAACAUCCGGUAUGAGUAUGAAUUCGUGCCGAAACAGUUUCCAUUCAGAAAAGCGAGAUCCAAUCCGCAUUUCUUGAAUUACAAAUCGGCAAUCCAUUAUGCAGAUUAGUAUUGCGGGUUGCAUGAAAGUAGGUCACUGAAAACUGUCAAAUGUAUUUAAAGUUCCUUUAUUCUAUAUCAACAAACGGAUUAAAAACGCAAUGGCCAGCAACAUACCAGACUUUAGUUACUGUUGCGAAAUCUGCGGAUUGGAGGGUCUCAGCGAAGACGAGUUUAGGACACACACACAUUCCGCCCACGUUGAGGGCCAUGGUGUCUGUCCAUUCUGUGAACUUUCGGCAGUCACCCCAGCUGAACUCAUUCUGCAUGUGAACCAGGCCCACUUGGACUUUUUAACACCUGAAAAUGAAUUGAAUAUGACAUUCAUUGAUGACCCUAGCCCUAGUGAAUAUAACUGUGUUAAUGGGGAAAGCAGUAACAAUUGGAACAUUCCGUCUUAUUCUAGUCAUUCUAGUAACUACAGAAAUAGUAAUAGUAGAGAAAAUAGUUCUAAGAAGAAUAUUAACAAUAUAAAUUUGUCUCCAAAGGUGAACGGUGGCGGCGAGCUCAGUCCCAAGAACUCCGCCACUCACGGCCAAGGAUCGCCUCUAAGGUCCAGUUUAGCUUUAAAACUGAAGUCGACGUCUCCCAGGCUGCAGUGUCCCAUGUGCAACUACACCAGUUCCAGUCCGAAUGAACUGGAAGAACACGUCAACAGGAGCCACUUCGAUCUUACGUCGCCCUCGGUGGGCGGCGAGCUGGGCGGCGGGGGCGGCGGAGGGCCGCCCGGCGGGACCGGCAGCACCACGGAAGUUUUUCCUUGUCCGUUGUGCGUAAAGACCUUCGACUCGGCGCCCGAUCUCGAGUUGCACGUGAACAUCGAACACAGGGACGUACUAUCGCCAGCCAGUCCUCCAUCAAAAAACGCUUGUCCUGUUUGCGGGAUCAUACUCGACAGCGAUGCGAAUAGUGAAACGGCCGCCAGACACGUAGAGUCCCAUUUCCCGGCUGGAUCGCCUCAGCCGGCGCCUGGUGGGGCGGGCGCCGUUGAACGGGCGGCGUUACGUGAACGCGAGGCGCGUGAAUUCGAACUGCUGCGCGCCCAAUAUGGCAUGGACAACCAGGGCAACUUUCGGGAGCAGAGCGUCACUAAUAUGCAGCGGGCGGUGUACGCGGGCGAGAUGUCCGUCGCCGAUUACUAUGAGCGCACCCUCGACCUCCGGGCAGCGGAGAGCUGUGGUGUCGACGACGGCAGCUCGGUGACUAGAAGCAUUGUACCGCGUGUGCGAGCGAUGAGCACCAACUCCCAGAACGUCACUACGACGAUGCUGUGCACGUGUGUUGACCAUUACGCAUCGUCCUACGGUGACCGAGGCUGGGGUUGCGGAUACCGUAACACCCAGAUGCUGGUCAGCGGUCUGCUCACGCACACGGGUUACAAUGAGCGCUUGUAUAAGCUGUGGCAGGGCCAGAAGCCUCCGCGCAGCGCCGUUCCCAGCAUAUCCCGACUACAGAGUCUGAUCGAACAGGCCUGGGCCAACGGAUUCGACCUUCAGGGUUCGGAACAGUUAGGUUGUAGACUGGUCAACACGAGGAAGUGGAUCGGAGCGACUGAGGUGGUCACUCUUCUAUCGUUCCUGCGGAUAAAAUGUCAGCUCGUUGACUUCCACAGACCCACCGGUCCCAAUGGCACGCAUCCGGAACUCUUUAAUUGGGUGCUUAAGUACUUUGAAAGCGGCGUUGCUGGUGAAUUUACACCGCCGCUUUACUUACAACAUCAGGGUCACAGUCGUACGAUAAUGGGCAUAGAGGUCCACAGGGACGGAAGUUUAGUACUGCUCGUGCUAGAUCCCAGCCAUUCGCCUCAGCAAAUGGCGCAGCUGGGUGACACGAACAGCACCACCGCGGCACUUCGUCUACUAAGGAAAAGCGAAGCCGCAAUGAAAGCGAGGCAGUAUCAGAUCGUGGCUGUCGUCGGUACCAUCGACACCGACCAAAGUUAUCAGCAAAGUAAAAUCUUACGGGGCCUAAGGAUACCACAAGACCGGUGAGAUUGACAAAUUUCAACGUAUAGGAAAUUUAAAUCAGCUUUGUGAAGAAAUCAAUUCUUAUCCACUUUUCACCACCUUUGCUGUUCAUUGUUCUGUCUAAAAAAUUCACAUUAAGCAAUCGUCGUGCUCUAUCCAUUAAAAGAGUUGUUUUAUUCUUGUUUCUGUUGAUUUUCAAAUAUUUGCUCCAUAUGUGUGUUGUGUGAUGUCUUGUCAAAAAUGUUUCACAAAUUAUCCAACAUAUCUAAAAUAAUCACUAUUUAAUCGGAGUUACAAUGUACAUGUGAAUUUUUCAGACAAAGUGUGCUUUAAGCACCUAACGAUUUAGCUAUUAAAGUUCGUCUUUUUAUUUGUUUUCGGAAAAGGCCUCAGAAACGUCAAUAAGUAGCUGGUAAGACAUACAAGAAGCUUAUAUAUUUACAAAGAUAUCUAUGUCUAGACUGUUGGUCCAUUUUAGUUUUUGGAUAAAAUAAAUAUUGAAAAAAACACAUAAUUAAAAUAAAAGUUGUGAUUCGCGAAUUAGACUGUUUAAUUUGAAGUCAUCAAAUAUGAUACACAAUUUUUGCUUGUUUAAUUUGCCACUUUACAUAUUUUUACAAUAUUGUAAAAUAUUUAUUGCAUUUGUAUUGUAUUCUAUUCGAUGACAAAAUUAAUCAAAGGAAAAUUAUAACACCAACGUGAGGAUAGAUUUGGAGAACUUGAAUCUCUCUCUAAAUUCCUUGGAACAAAGAUUCUACAGUGUCAGGGUAUACGAACGACCGUGUCGUUCAAAUAUUACGAUUGAUGUUAAUGUAAAUCAAAUUUUUAUGCAUGUGAAUAUGUUUCUCCGACUGUGAACAAUGUAUUAAAUUCAUAAUUGUUAUAAGUAAUUCUUCUUGUGUAAAAUGUUACAGGUUUUUGCUUGUUGUUUAUAGGUACUCCCCUGUUUACUCUCGUCUCCUAGUCUUAAAAACUUGAGUCACUUUCGAUUUUAGUUAUUUAGAAUGAAACACCCAAUCACGUAAUGUCACAAAAAAUCAAUAAAGCAACGAACACAAACAAACAUGUAUUAUUCAGACUGACAACCAUCAAAAUUUGUAAACAUAAUUUUGAGAUUAAUUCCGUUUCGUGAUUUGGUGUUUAGAGCUUUAUGAAUCUAGUCAGUGUUUCCCCGCUUCUAACAUAGUAUCUUAAUGAAUUUUUAUUCUAUACGUCUCGAUAUUCUUUACCUGAUUUUACCAGUUGCUGGUACUCAACUUUUAAAAAAUCAAACUCGACGAAUUUCUUUAGUGUUUAUUAAAUAUCCCGAAUCUUGCAAAAAAUGGACUGUUUUAUCCCAAUCUAGUAGAAAUUAGAUCUGCUUGGUUUUUUCGAAAUAUGGUAAUAAUAUGUAAGUACAAAGUUUAUGUAUCUAAGAUUAGAUUGUUACUUGUUUAAAGCAAAAAAUGAUAUAAUAAACGUUCCCGAAAAAUUAUAUUAUUACGAAUUUGCCGUCAUUGAUCAUUCCGUACCUCUACGAUCUUUCUUAUGCUUAAAUUAGUAUUAUUAUGAAUCUAUUGGAACACCAGUGUAUAGUUUAAGUUUUUGAAAUAACACAGACAGUUAUAAUUAUUACAAUUAUGUAGCGAUUCCUAAGUAUCAAUGUAUUAGUUAGUGAUCUAAUAUUUUAGUGGUUGUUUUAAUUGUGGUAAUUGUAACUAUUACUACCUUAGUCGUUUGUUUUAGACAUGUCGUUAAUUAAGCUGGUAGAUUUAUAAGUUUGUUUCUCUAUUUGAUUUUUGUUAAGUUUCAGACUGAAUAUGUGAUAUCGUUUAUAUUGUUGUCAGGUUUGUUUCCUACUGUUUAGUGAUUUGUUAAAUCGGUUUCGAUCACGAGUGAUAGUUAUUCGUUUUCUGUUUUUACACUACACCUCAUAAAGUUAACAUAUAUAUUUAUGUAAAAAUAUAUGAAAAUCAUUUUAAUAAAUUGAAGUCCUUCAGUA
Aethina tumida (small hive beetle) is the source of this 4065-nucleotide messenger RNA. RefSeq names its product zinc finger-containing ubiquitin peptidase 1. The record is from RefSeq and is a predicted model, not a curated record. The transcript is spliced from 10 exons. NCBI's taxonomy places the organism in Eukaryota, Metazoa, Arthropoda, Insecta, Coleoptera, Nitidulidae. Bases 219 to 2108 code for a protein of 629 amino acids.